Messenger RNA from Passer domesticus (house sparrow), 1981 nucleotides. Its product is annotated as inhibin beta C chain-like. NCBI's taxonomy places the organism in Eukaryota, Metazoa, Chordata, Aves, Passeriformes, Passeridae. The record is from RefSeq and is a predicted model, not a curated record. The transcript has 2 exons. The coding region runs from base 1 to 1059 and encodes 352 amino acids. Gene Ontology annotation, cellular component: extracellular region. Gene Ontology annotation, molecular function: cytokine activity; hormone activity; growth factor activity.
AUGGCGGCGCGUGGCUCGGGCCCGUGGCUGCUGCUGGCCGCGGUUCUGUGCGCGGCGGCCGAGCCGCGCUGCCCGGCGUGCCCGGCGGGCGCCGAGCGGUGGCUGCUGGAGGAGGUGGCCAAGAAGCAGCUGCUGGAAAAGCUGCGGCUCCGCGAGCGCCCGCGGCUCGCCCACGCUGUGCCCCGCGCCGCCGUGACCCGCGCCCUGCGGCGGCUGCAGGCGGGAGGCGCCCGCCGGAGCCCCGGUGCGACCGGGGAGGAGGAGGAGGAGGAGCAGAGCUACGAGAUCAUCAGUUUCGCGGAGACAGAUCUCACAUCUCCCUCCACCUUGGGGCUGCACUUCCAGUUCAGCCAGGCGCAGGACCAGGACAUCCGCAUCCUGCAGGCUCAGCUCUGGCUCUACCUGCGAGUGCCCCGCGCCAGCCUCACCCUGAGGAUCUUCCUGGCCCCCGAAGGCGGGGAUGCGGCCGGGGGCAACCGCACGCUGCUGGGGGAGAGGCGGCUGAGCAGCACGGGCAGCGGCUGGCGCUCCUUCCCCCUCCUGCCCGCGCUGCGGAGCUUCUUCGAGGGGCAGAGCCGGAGCCUGCGGCUGGAGCUGCAGAGCCGCGGGGACGGGAGCGAUGUCACGGCACAGGUCAAUGCCAGCCGGUCCCACCAGCCCUUCCUGGUGGCCAAGGUGAAGGUGAGGGAGCCCGAGCACCGCGUGGCCAAGCGCAGCCUCCGCUGCAGCCAGAACUCCAACCUCUGCUGCCGCAAGGAUUUCUACGUGGAUUUCCGGGACAUCGGCUGGAACGACUGGAUCAUCAAGCCCGAGGGCUACCAGAUCAACUACUGCGUGGGCCAGUGCCCUCUGCACGUGGCGGGCAGCCCCGGCAUGGCCUCUUCCUUCCACACAGCCGUCUUCAACCUCGUCAAAGCCAACAACGUCCAAGCCUCGGGGCAUUCCUGCUGCGUGCCCACGCGGCGCCGCCCGCUCUCCGUCCUCUACUUCGAUCGCAACAGCAAUAUCGUCAAGACUGACAUUCCCGACAUGAUUGUUGACGCUUGUGGCUGUAGUUAGGGCUGGGGGAGCUGUGGUGGGAGCCCUCCUUGGCCAGGACUGUGCUGCUGGUGGAGGGGAGGGAGCUGGAGAGCUCCGUGAGCCCCCAGCGGACCCCUUUGGAGAGGUUGGGGGGGAGAGGGUCUCGUCAGGGGGAGCAGGGGGCUUUGGGGACAUGUGGGACAGAGAUGUUAGAGUGCCCAAGACUGUGAUGUGGGUGUUGAUGACUGUGACAUCCCUGCCUGCACUGUUCCCGAGCUGAUCCCACAUUCCUGGUGCUCGAAUUCCCCUCUGGUGUGGGGGCCCCACUUGGUUCAGGCUCAGUGUCCCCUGAGGGGCUGGGACGUGGCUUCCUUGGGGGCAGAGAGAGAUGCAGAAACAGAACUGCUCCCUCCCCGUGGGAGUCUGCAGGACAGGGCAGUCCUGCCUUUUUCCCCUCUGGAACAAACCUUCCUGCAUCGAAUUCAGGCCUGGUUUUGGGAACACACAGAAUGGGGCACAAAUAACAGGCCUGGGAGAGGAGGAUGGAGGGUACGACUUCAUCGAGAACCCCAAAACAGCAGCGACAGGAUGAAGUUCUCCAAUCCCUGGAGGGCACGGAGCUGUGAGGACCAAGCUCCCAGGUCCUGUGUGCCUCCUCUUUCCCUGGGUUUGUGCUUUCCUGCCCUGCUCCCACCCCCAGCAGGGUCUCCUCCAGCCUCCAUAAAGGGAGGUCUGGCUCAAACUUUACCUUCCAGACCAACACUCAAGGUACAGAUUUGGUUUGUGCCACUGGUUUGCAGCUAUUCCUGUUCCUGCAGCUGUUGGGACUCCCUGGUGCUCCAUCCUCUCUGCCAAAGAUCCCACUCUGCCUUCCCCUUCCUCAUGCACCCACACGGCCUCUGCUUUAAUUUAUUACACAACAUUUUGGUGCAGCUUCCCAAAUAAAUGGGUGGAAAUGCAA